This is a messenger RNA of Echinococcus granulosus, 579 nucleotides long. Its product is annotated as Transcription factor Sp5. Lineage: Eukaryota; Metazoa; Platyhelminthes; Cestoda; Cyclophyllidea; Taeniidae. The coding region runs from base 1 to 579 and encodes 192 amino acids. Gene Ontology annotation, molecular function: RNA polymerase II cis-regulatory region sequence-specific DNA binding; DNA-binding transcription factor activity, RNA polymerase II-specific. Gene Ontology annotation, biological process: regulation of transcription by RNA polymerase II. The record is from RefSeq and is a predicted model, not a curated record. The transcript is spliced from 2 exons.
AUGAGCAGGCCAUCAACUACCGAUUUUUGGAGUAGUUGUGAAUAUAGAGCCCUCAAGUCGCGCACUGAUGCUCUGCUCAACAACACGGUUGUGUCGGAACCCCCCAUCACAGCGCCACUCCCGACCCUGCUCACCUCACAGAUCUGGCUCAAUGGAGUGCUGCCACCAUCCAUUCCACCUUCUUUCCCUGCACCCCCCUCAUCCACACUGUCAAGUCCAUCACGGAAAUUGGCCUCAUGGAUGUUGCCAAAUAAAGAAAGACGCCAUAUUCGGACUCAUACAGGCGAGAAGAAAUUCCAAUGCCCAAUAUGCGGGAAGCGGUUUAUGCGCAGCGACCAUCUAAGCAAGCACCGCAAGACGCACAGGCCUACUGAGGGUCCAAAUGCACUUCUUGAUGCCGUUGAGAUGACGGUGACGUGUGCAAUCGCCGCGGAAAAAGGCUCCAUGAGGAGAAACGGUAUUCCAAACAGCGAUUUUGCCUCCGAAGGAAACGACAGGCUUCUCCUCGAAGGAAGGGGAUUUGCAGAUUUAGAUUCGCGACAUGGCAUCAAAAAAAGAAGACCUGGUCGGUAUUCAUAA